Messenger RNA from Symbiodinium sp. CCMP2592, 1788 nucleotides. NCBI's taxonomy places the organism in Eukaryota, Dinophyceae, Suessiales, Symbiodiniaceae. The record is from the annotation of a GenBank genome assembly.
AUGCGGCCGAUAGCGGCAGAAGAAGUCCUGGAAGCCUGGGAGAGGCUCGCGCUGGGGCUCACUGCGUCGGGCAGCCCGCAAGUGGAAGAAGACUACUGGAAUUUCACGGCCGGGAACGUCAUGUCCCAGAAGAAACAAAAAAAGCGACUGCAGAAGGACGCCGUGGUGGGCGCCGCGAUGACGGAUGCGGAGCGAGAGCAGCUGGCGAGGGCCAAAACUCGCUCCCUCGAGCACGAAGACGACCCACAAUGGACAGCUGGGUCCUCGAGCUCCGACAUCCGCAGGUCUCACAGCAAGAGCAACAAUCGGCACCAUGUCGUGAGGCACAGCAUGGACAACCUUAUCGCUCCCGGGCCAGAGGAGACGUCUGAGGAGAUGGACCGACCGUUCCUACAACGCAUGGAGGCAUUUUUGCAGUCCCCACGUUUUGAGAUGCUGAUCACUUGCCUCCUCUGCUUCAACGUCUUGUGGAUGGCCUUCGAGCUGCAGGUGGAGGGUUCCAUCGUCGGCACGGAGCUGGGCUUGUACCCCCCGGCAGAUGAAGAAUGGUUUCCGACUCGUGCCAUCUACUUCCGCGUCGGCGAUGUCUGCUUCACAUCCUUGUUUUGCUUGGAUGUGGUGGUUCGCGUGAGCAUCAUGAGGGCCAAGUUCUUCAAGAUCUGCAUGAACUAUUUGGAUACCGCGGUGUCCUUUGCCUCGCUAACGGAGUUGGUCGCGAUCGCCUUCGUGCUUCCGGUGAAUCCACUUCUCUUCCGCUUGAUUCGCCUCGGUAAGCUCGCAAGGGCGCUUCGAAUGGUGACGAUUUCCCAGGUCCUCUCGUCCCUGCAGCUCCUAACGAAGUGCUUGGCUGCGAGCAUCGACAUGCUUUUCUGGACCUUUUGCUUGCUGACGUUCUUGCAGUGCGUGGCAGGAAUGGUCAUCAGCACCCUCUGCCGUGAGUUCCUCAACGACCCCGCGAACGACUUGGCCGUCCGUCAGGAGGUUUUCCAGUAUUAUGGCACCUUCACACGAUGUUUCCUCACGAUGUUUGAGAUUUUAUUUGCCAACUGGAGUCCGCCUUGUCGCGUGCUCGUCGAGAAUGUGAGCGAGUGGCUUUCGAUUUUUUUCCUGAUCUACCGGUGCGUCCUGGGUUUUGCUGUCCUGAAUGUGGUCAAUUCCGUCUUUGUUCAGCAAACUAUGCGGACGGCAAGCUCCGACGAGGAGCUUGCAUUCAAGCAGAAGGAAAAGGACAUCGCUCAGUACGCCCGCAAAGUCGCCAAGCUCUUUGAACAGAUGGACGAUUCCGGUGACGGCUCGAUCAACUUCGAGGAGUUCUCCAAGCUCGUCACCUCUCCGAAGCUCAAGUUCUGGAUGAGCCAGCUGGAGCUGGAGUACCAUGAUCUGCUGAGUCUCUUCGAGUUCCUUGAUAAUGGAGAUGGCCAGAUCACCUUACAAGAGUUCAUCGAAGGGGCUGCCCGGCUACGUGGCAGCGCAAAAGCCCUGGACGUAUGGAGACUGGAGACCAAGGUGGAAGUGCUCUUCGACGAGAUGCUGCAGAAGAUCCGACGGGAGUCCUUCACGGAAGACACCGUGAACGUGCAGAAUGUCUUUGAGAAGUCACAGUUUAAGCAUAUCCGAAGGACCUGGCAGUACGGCUCCUCGCCGCAGGAUGCUCCAAGCCCUGCCUACGCCGGCUCGCCGGUGCUGGGAGGGGGGAGUAAGACGGGCAGCCAAGGCAAGCUGACAGGCUCGCCAGUGAUGGGAGAGGGGAGCAAGACGGGCAGCCAAGGCAGACUUACUGUCGACUGA